Colletotrichum truncatum is the source of this 414-nucleotide messenger RNA. RefSeq names its product DNA-directed RNA polymerase i and iii 14 kda polypeptide. Gene Ontology annotation, cellular component: RNA polymerase I complex; RNA polymerase III complex. Lineage: Eukaryota; Fungi; Ascomycota; Sordariomycetes; Glomerellales; Glomerellaceae. The record is from RefSeq and is a predicted model, not a curated record. Gene Ontology annotation, molecular function: protein dimerization activity; DNA binding. Gene Ontology annotation, biological process: DNA-templated transcription.
AUGCCCAGCAGGACAGAAUCCGAGGACGUCGCCAUGGACGAGGCGCCCCCAUCUCACCAGCCCGAGGAGAACUCCCAGGAGUCACCUGAGCAGGACGAGGAGGAAGAGGAGGAGGAGCCCCAGCGUGUCAGAAUUCUUCCCGGUUCAACUGAUACCGCCGCCUCAUUCGAGUUCAUCGAUGAGGGUCACACUCUCGGCAAUGCACUGAGAUACAUCAUCAUGAAGAAUCCCGACGUGGAGUUCUGCGCCUACGCCAUCCCUCACCCCUCCGAGGCCAAGAUGAACAUCAGAAUCCAGACCUAUGACGGAACUGCCGUCGCCGCCCUUCAAAAGGGCCUCAAGGAGCUGCAGGCUCUCAGCGACACCGUCGCGGAGGAGUUCAUUCGCUCCAAGGAUGAGUUUGGCCGCUCAUAA